Messenger RNA from Conger conger (European conger), 700 nucleotides. RefSeq names its product polyubiquitin-like. Gene Ontology annotation, biological process: modification-dependent protein catabolic process; protein ubiquitination. The record is from RefSeq and is a predicted model, not a curated record. NCBI's taxonomy places the organism in Eukaryota, Metazoa, Chordata, Actinopteri, Anguilliformes, Congridae. Gene Ontology annotation, molecular function: protein tag activity; ubiquitin protein ligase binding. The transcript has 2 exons. The coding region runs from base 121 to 582 and encodes 153 amino acids. Gene Ontology annotation, cellular component: cytoplasm; nucleus.
GCCCUGCUCAUAAACUCCAUCACUCUCUCCUCCUGUUCAUCUUGGCGGAAUCCACAAGCGUCUCCGUUUGGACAAAACCCCCACACUCCGAAAGACAUUUAUUCAAAAGAUCUCCUGGUCAUGGAGCUGACGAUCACAUUCUUCACUGGGAAAAGUUUCCCCCUGACCGCGCCGCUUCACACUACUGUCAGACAGCUGAAGUCCAUGAUCCAGGAGUGCGAGCAGGUGCCCAGCGCAAAGCAGCGGCUGAGUACGCAGAACGGCCACAGGAUCGACCUCAAAGACGACUCGAGGACGCUGCAGGACUACGGUCUACAUUCGGGAUGCACAGUCGUCGUGCUGAUUAUACAGUCCUACCAAGUGUUUCUGAGAAAUGAUAAGAACGCGAUGCACACAUACGACGUCGCCCCGGGAGAGACCGUCACUCAGUUCAAGCUCAAGGUGCAACACAAGGAGGGCGUCCUUGUCCAGCAACAGUGGCUGGUCUACGAAAGCAAGCAGCUGGAGGAUGGCCGUACACUGGAGGAUUACGGGAUAAAAGCAGGGAGCCACAUCAAUCUCUUGCUGCGCCUGAGAGGCUGAACGUGAUGGACUGCGCCAAGCUUUAAGAAUUUUAGAGAUCAUUUUUAAUAAUGUACUGAAUCGGUGAAAAUUGUGAUAUUGAAGACUCAAUAAAGGGGACCACACUGAACUACCUUGA